This is a messenger RNA of Gastrolobium bilobum, 2209 nucleotides long. RefSeq names its product glutamyl-tRNA(Gln) amidotransferase subunit B, chloroplastic/mitochondrial. The record is from RefSeq and is a predicted model, not a curated record. Bases 118 to 1776 code for a protein of 552 amino acids. Gene Ontology annotation, molecular function: glutaminyl-tRNA synthase (glutamine-hydrolyzing) activity. Lineage: Eukaryota; Viridiplantae; Streptophyta; Magnoliopsida; Fabales; Fabaceae. The transcript has 8 exons. Gene Ontology annotation, biological process: mitochondrial translation; glutaminyl-tRNAGln biosynthesis via transamidation.
ACUCUGAUGGGUGACACAGAAUUUGUUCAUUGCUGAGAAUAAGACAACAUUUUUGGCCGCAAAACUUGAUUUGAUUUUUUUAAGGUUGUUCGUUCCUGUCUUCUAAUAACUUCUAAAAUGGCUUCAACAAUUUUCAGAAGCUUUCAAGUUAACCCCUUUCUGCUUUAUCCAACAUCACUACUCAGACGAAGAAAUGGGGUUUUGUACUGUACAACCAAAGCCACACAAUCUCAAACAGACACUCAACAAAGGCAACAACAACAACAACAGCCACAAACCAAAGCUUCAACAAGUACACAGUCCAAGAAACUUGACAAAAUCCCAAAAGAUUAUGAAGCUAUCAUUGGUAUUGAAACCCAUGUUCAGCUCUCAACUCUCACAAAAGCCUUUUGUGGUUGUCCUUACAAUUAUGGGUCUCCUCCCAAUAGCUGCAUUUGUCCCAUUUGCAUGGGUUUGCCUGGUUCUUUGCCUGUUUUGAAUUCAAAGGUCAUUGAGUUUGCUGUAAAGUUGGGACUUGCUCUUAAUUGCAAGUUGGCUUUCAACUCCAAGUUUGAUAGGAAGCAGUAUUUCUACCCAGAUCUUCCAAAAGGGUAUCAGAUUUCUCAGUUUGAUGUGCCAAUUGCUGCUGGUGGUUAUCUUGAUCUGGAUAUUCCAGUGGAGUUUGGUGGAGGCCACAAGAGGUUUGGCAUUACUAGGGUUCAUAUGGAAGAGGAUGCAGGGAAGCUGCUACAUACAGAAAAUGGAAAUUACUCACAGGUUGAUCUAAAUAGGGCAGGGGUACCUUUGCUUGAGAUAGUUUCUGAGCCUGAUAUGAGAAAUGGUAUUGAAGCAGCAGAAUACGCAGCAGAAGUACAGAGGUUGGUUCGGUAUUUGGGAGUGAGCAAUGGCAAUAUGCAAGAAGGUUCUCUUCGUUGUGAUGUGAAUGUAUCAAUACGACCUAUUGGGCAAUCAAAGUUUGGGACAAAGGUUGAAAUAAAAAAUUUGAACUCAUUUGCAUCAAUGGGCAGAGCUAUUGAUUUUGAAAUUUCAAGGCAAGUACUACUCCACAGUCAAGGCCAUGAAGAUCAGAUAGUACAGGAAACUCGUCUAUGGGAAGAAGGCACUCAGAGAACAAUUACAAUGAGGAAAAAGGAAGGGCUUGCUGAUUAUCGAUAUUUUCCGGAACCAGACCUUCCAGCAGUAAUCCUUUCCCAUGAGUAUGUUGAUGGUAUUCAAAAUUCUUUACCAGAGCUUCCAGAAAUUAAGCGUAGAAGAUACGAGAAGAUGGGCUUAAGCAUGCAAGAUGUUCUUUUCCUGGCUAAUGAUAAAAAUGUUGCAGAAUUUUUUGAUACUACUCUUGCAAAGGGUGCUGAUGCAAAGUUGGUCGCCAACUGGAUAAUGAGUGAUAUUGCUGCCUUCAUGAAAAAUGAAAAGUUGACCAUAAAUGAAAUAAGGCUUACACCUGAAGAGCUGUCUGAGUUGAUAGCUUCCAUUAAAGGUGGAGUUAUCAGUGGCAAGAUUGGGAAGGAGAUACUGUUUGAGCUAUUAGCCAAGGGUGGAAGUGUUAAGGAACUAAUUGACAAAAAGGACUUGGUUCAGAUAGUAGAUCCUGUGGAGAUUGAAAAAAUGGUGGACAAAGUGAUUGCAGAGAAUCCGAAACAGGUAGAUCAAUAUCGAGGAGGUAAAACUAAACUACAAGGUUUUUUUGCUGGCCAGGUGAUGAAAUUAUCUAAAGGCAAGGCAAAUCCAGGUCUCCUCAACAAGAUCCUCUUGGAAAAGUUGAAUUCAAAGAGCUGAUGCUAAUAGAUUGUUGUCUGCUUACUAAUCAUGCCAAUAGCAUUACAAAGAUGUCAUACAUUUUCCAAUUGGAUGCCUGGUUUCUUGCUGGGUUCAUCGUAAGGGCUGAUCCUUGAUAAUCUCUUAUCUACCCAAUAGACAAGUUGCUAAUGAAAAAUAGAAGUGAAAGGUUCUUGUGUUGCUCAUUGCAAGCCAAGGUGAUUGGUUAUAUUGGCUAAAUAUUUUAGCUGAUUUCAGAAAUAACCCUGUACAUUUUGUAUUCUGGAGGGCUGAAGAAUUUACACUUCAAAGCGUUGAAACUGCAGUGCGCUUUGGUUAUUUUCUUCUGUAGAGGGUAUAAUCAUUAUGUGCGGUGCUUUAAAAGGACAAGUAGCUUCCCAAAGCAUGUGAUUUGUAUCCCCAGUUAAUUUGUGGAUUAAAAGUCCUUAUAUAU